UCAGCGGCAAUGGCGACGGGAUGGUGGAGGAGGGGAGCAGCCUAACGGGGCGGAGACAGGAGUAGCAGACCCAGGAGCCGGCAGAACGGAGACGUUGGGGGAAGCGUUCUCUGUCUUUCGCACUUGGUCGCCUUCAUUUUCCACCCCCUCCUUCAGGCUGAGUUUCGCUGCCUGGCCGGUGGGCCAGCCGGGUGAAGCUAUGGUGGCCAAGGCAGCGAGGACCCCGUUUUAACUCAGCUGACCCGGGAUCCGGACCGAAUUGGCCGGCCGAGAAGCGAGCGAGCGGGCGGCGGCGCCAUGCAGGCGGAGGAGCCACUGAUGGAGAGCGAGAGUUUCCUGCGGACUGAGGUCGAGCGGCUGAACCGGGAGCUGAGCGAAACAACCCAGGAGAAGAUCCAGGCGGCCGAGUACGGGCUGGUGGUGUUGGAGGAGAAGCAGAGCCUCAAACAACAGUAUGAGGAUCUGGAGGGCGAGUAUGAGACAGUCAGACAGGAGUUGGAGCAGCUCCGAGAGGCUUUUGGUCAGGCAUACAGCAACCAGAAGAAAGUAGCAGCUGAUGGAGAGAGCCGUGAGGAGUCCUUGAUUCAGGAGUCCGCUUCUAAAGAGGCAUAUUACGUUGGGAAGAUUCUGGAGCUGCAGACAGAACUUAAACAGUUGAAAAAUGUUCUCACCAAUGCCCAAUCUGAAAAUGAUCAUCUUGCUUCAAUCACACAACAGCUAAAAGAGAGCAGUCAAGUCGUGGAGCUCCAGAGGAAUCGCCUACGUGAUGAUAUUAAAGAAUAUAAAUUCCGUGAAGCAAGGCUUUUGCAAGAUUACUCUGAGCUUGAAGAUGAAAACAUCUCUCUUCAGAAACAAGUCUCUGUACUUAAACAAAACCAGGUUGAAUUUGAAGGUCUUAAACAUGAAAUUAAAAGACUUGAGGAAGAUACAGAAUUCCUGAAUAGCCAAUUAGAAGAUGCCAUCAGACUGAAAGAAAUAGCAGAACGCCAACUUGAAGAAUCCCUGGAGACGUUGAAGAAUGAGCGUGAGCAGAAGAACAAUAUGCGGAAAGAAUUAUCUCACUAUAUGAAUAUCAAUGAUUCAAUGUAUACUAGUCAAUUGAAUAUAUCUCUGGAUGGACUGAAAUUUAGCGAUGAUGGCAAUGAGCCGAACAAUGAUGAAAUGGUUAAUGGUUAUGAAAACAACAGCCUCAGCAAAAUGAAUGGUGAUAAUAAGCUCCCCACUCCUAAGAAAAAUGAUGUCUUUAAGCCAGCACCAAGUUUGGUGUCCGAUUUGCUAAGUGAACUGAAUAUUUCUGAAAUUCAAAAACUGAAACAGCAGCUGAUGCAGGUGGAAAGGGAGAAGACCACCUUACUCGCUACUCUGCAAGAAUCCCAAAAGCAGUUGGAACAUGCAAGAGGUGCUUUGUCAGAACAGCACGAAAAAGUUAGCAGACUCACCGAGCAUGUCAGUGCUAUGAAGAAACUGCAGGCUAGCAAAGAACGACAAACUUCACUUGAUAAUGAGAAAGAGCGAGACAGUCAUGAAGAUGGAGAUUACUAUGAGGUAGACAUAAAUGGACCUGAGAUUCUGGAGUGCAAGUACAAGGUAGCAAUAGCUGAUGUAAAUGAACUGAAGGAAGAACUGAAAAGUCUAAAGACCAAGUACACUGACAAUGAGAACAAAUAUGAGAAAGAGAAGGCAAGAAAUGAAAGUGAAAUUCAAGUAUUGACAGAAAAACUUGCAUUACUGGAAAAAACUAAUAAACAGGACCGGGACCAGGUAAUCUGCCUCGAAAAGGAACUGAAGAAAGUGAGUGAGGUAGCUGAAGGAACCCAAGGUAGCUUGACUGUUGCUCAAGAUGAACUGGUCACUUUCAGUGAAGAAUUGGCAAAUCUGUACAACCAUGUUUGUAUGUGCAACAAUGAGACACCCAACCGGGUGAUUCUGGAUUACUUCAAGGAAGGCAAAGGUGUUCGUAGUAGUCCAGAAGGCAAAGAAAGAAGAUCACCAGUUCUGCUGACAAAGGGACUUUUUCCAGGAGAGAUGGGAAAAAUUGAAAAUGGUAACGGAGAGACUGUAUCAUCAUCUGGUUCACCUUUACCCUCCCCAAUGUCUUACUCCAGUGAUCCACGUAAAGAGCCAAUGAACAUUUAUAACCUGAUUGCUGUCAUUCGAGACCAAAUCAAGCACCUUCAAAAAGCAGUUGAUAGAUCAACAGAACUAUCCAAACAACGUCCUGCAUCACCUGAACUUGGGCCAGUGGCAGACAAAGACAAAGAAGUAUUUAUGGAUGAGAUCUUGAAACUGAAGUCCUUAUUAAGUACCAAGAGAGAGCAAAUAGCAACACUGAGGACAGUACUCAAAGCGAACAAGCAGACUGCUGAGGUAGCCCUUACAAAUCUAAAAAGUAAAUAUGAGAUCGAGAAAGCUAUGGUCACCGAGACCAUAUUGAAGCUGCGUAAUGAACUCAAGGCUUUAAAAGAAGAUGCUGCUACUUUCUCGUCCUUGAGAGCCAUGUUUGCAACAAGAUGCGAUGAAUAUGUACAUCAGCUCGAUGAAAUGCAGCGUCAACUUGCUGCUGCCGAGGAUGAGAAGAAGACUCUGAACUCUCUUCUUCGCAUGGCCAUUCAGCAGAAAUUGGCACUGACUCAACGGCUGGAGGACUUAGAAUUUGAUCAUGAACAGUCCAAGCGUGGCCGAACCAAGUCAUGGACCAAAACCAGAGCUAACAACCCCAGUGUAAGUCAUGUUCGCUCUUGUGUUGUCAGACAAGAGGGAGUAGUUGUCAGCAAUCAGAUGUAUUGCAGUGACAAGUACAAAAUCUGCUGUGAUUGAUUGUGAUAUACAGAGGAUUCACAAGAGGCUGGAUAGUAAAUAGGUGUAAUGCUUUGGUGUGCAGCACAGUAUUAAUGCCCUGUUUUCUUAGCAUUGCAAUAUGUUUAUCUGUACUGGAUUGUUAAUCGUAUGGAGAUGAAGUAACUGGAUUAGUGUGGCAUAUACAUGUUGUAACUUAUGGUAUUAAUUGUGAUACCUGUACAUUAUAUGGGAACCGUGGUCUUUGAGCUGUCAAUUCAUUCUAUCAGCUUGAUCCAACACCACUGUCUGAAGUCAGUAUAGUACAAAAGUUUUUUUUCCCAACCAGUUUAGUUUGCACUUCAUCUACCAGACAAAGGGUUAUGUUUAACAGUAUGCUUUGCAUAUGUUUACAGUAUUGAUAUAUGCAAAUUCAUCCCAACUCCAUUUAAACUUCAAUUUUGUUUUACCAAAAUUAUACUGGAGAUGAUGAGCAGUUUUAGAAAUGCUUCAAGAAUAAUUGUAAUUUCUUUCAAAAUGAAAAGGAUUAUGGAGUUUUAUAUUAAGUAUAGUAGGUCUGAAGAUUAUAUCCUGAGCAAGAGACUGAUUUUUGUUUUGUAUUCCAGUAUUGAAAACACAGCACAAUGCUUCAGUGUUAGUUCAUGCCACUGGUGCUUGCAGGCUAUGAAUUUGAAAAUGUCUCCCAUGUUUGUUUAUUUGAGCACAGGCAGUGUGGAACUCUCCGUUAUAUAUGAUAAUAUAGGACAUGGAGGAAGUCCUCUCAUUAAAUAUGAGUAAUUUAAAAGCUUGCACUGAACGUAUUAAUUUUUUAUUUCAUAAGAUUGUGCUUUGAAUUCAACAAAUUUGGUAACUGACAGCAGCUAUGUCUGUUAUUUACAUAGAACAGUACAGCACAAGAACAAACCUUUGACCCAUCAUGGCUGCACUACCAUGAUGCUAUUCUUAACAAUUCCAUCUGGCUGCAUAUGGUUCGUGGCCCUGUCUUCCCUGCCUGUUCAUGUGUCUGCCUAAAUGCCUCAUAAACUUUGCUAUUAUAUUUGCUCUGCCACCUCUCCUGGCAACAUGUUCAAGGUGCCUACCACCCUCUGACGUUAAAAAGAAAUCUUGCCUUGCACCUCCUUUAAACUUUCACCUUAAAGUUAUGUCCCUUGUAUCCGUACUCCUCAUAAUUUUACAUACUUCUAUCAGGUCACCCCCUGAGCCUCUGAUUUGAGUGAAAGCAAUCCAAAUUUGUAAAACCUCAUACACUCCAAUCUAGGCAAAAUCCUGGUAAAUCUCUUUUGCAUCCUGUCCAAAAUCUUCCUAUAGUGCUGUGACCGGAACUGCACAUAAUACUGUGAAUGUAGCCUAAUGAAAAUGUUAAACUGUUGCAAUAUGACUUGCUAACUUUUAAACUCGGUGCCCUGACCAUUGAAGGCAAGCAUACCAAACGGCUUCCUAACCACCUUUUCCACGUGUGUUGCCACAUUCGGGGAGGCAUGGAUUUACGCUCUAAGAUCCCUCUGCAUAUCAAUUUUCCUAAGUGUCCUACCAUUUACUGUAUUCUUUCUUGGUUUGACCUUCCAGCCUGCAUCAGCUCACUUGUCUGGUUUGAGUUAUAUUUGUCAUUUCUCACCCAAUUUUUCAACUAUAUCCUGCUGCCUUUGACAACAUCCUCACUGCUCACAACUCCUCUAGCAUUCAUGUUGGCAAACUUAAUGGAAGUUGAAGCAUUUUGAUGCUGUUGCUUUAAAUAAGCAUAAAAUGAAACACACAUAAUGGACUGAGGGUGCACCAAAUUUGGAAAUCUGUUAUCAAACAUAUGCUAUCAGUCACAAAUUUCCUUUGCCUAAACAGAAUCCCGCUAUUUCUCAUUGUCAGUAGCUUUGUGUUUUUAAUACCACCACAUUGCAUACAAGUAGCUGGAAAGUUUGUUUUAAUAUGAAAAUUAUAGGCAUUGCAUAUCUUCUGGUUCCAAAAAGGUAUCAUACUUUGACUUGGAAUAUUCAUACCUUGUGAUAUGUAAGCUUAAAUGUUUCACCAUCUUCUUUAAAUAAACUUUAUUCAUUUCCUCCUAUCCACUUUAAAAAGAUUUACCAUGAAAUAACUGUGUUAGAAAUGAAUUUAAAUUGUAGAUCCAGAUUUCUAAAUGAAUAAAGUUAAAAUAUUUUGUAUACUUAACUGGACACAGUGCAUCAAAAGACUGCAUUUGAAAACUGUUCUGAUCCCAGUUAAAACUUACUGGCAUUUAUGUAUUACUCACCGUUGUGGAGGUAGUAAGAAAUAGUUAUCAGUUUUAGAAACUGACUUCUAUUGUAAAGCCUUUCAUAUUAAAUACUUUUGAAGCAGCUGUGCGACCUAAUAUUUUCUUUAAAUGCACAGCAGUUUCUGUAGUAAUUGAUUUAGGCUACCGAUUUUAGACUAUGACUUCACAGACCAAAAUAAAAGAACAAGGUUUGUCCUUUUAGCUACACUCAAUGCAUUAUUACAAAUUAUUGUCUGUCAGAGAGCUUUCAGUCCUACUUUAAAGUAGGAUUGAAAGAUUUUUUUUCUUCAAAGCAAUAACUUAUGACACAGCAAGGAUAAUGAAGAGUUGAACACUUUGAAAUUUUGAAACAACCUGUGAUAAUGAACCGGAAAUUUGCCAUUGUUGAAAUCACAUAUACAAGUAUUUAUUAAAUUCAUCUUGGUUCUGUGCUGCGCAGUCUUUCGAAGGCCUUUGAUCUACUGGUAAUUAUCAUCUUUGCAUUGUGGGCUAAGCACCGGUGGUUUGAAUUAACCUAGCAUUUAGAUAUAUGACUUUAAACAUUUUUACUAUAUUUGAAGCAGGCAUAUUUGCUUCCAUAUUUCAGGAAACAUUUUAAUAAUGCAGUGAUUUCUGUUUUAGUAGUACCAAACAAAAUUUGAUACUUUAAGGCAGUUACGCAAAGCAACUUGGGCAAAUGUUCAAAAUGUAUCUCAAAUUAUAAUCCAAUAUUGUGAUAAGAUGUGCCCAAUUUGCUGAAAAGUUUAGAAUAUGCAUCUCUAGGUGUUAUCUAAUUGCUGUCAUGACACAGCACGUGAAAUCCAUAUAAUGCCUACCUCUGUAACAGACGGUCUAUCCUUUUGGCUUCUGGCUGCAUUUGCUACUGCUUUUAGAAGUCUACAUAUAAUGACCUGCAUGUCUCGCUUAUCUAAUGGCUUUGUAAACCAAUUCCUGUUAUAAAUGAUCUCUUUGCAUGGCCAAAAACAGGUCACUCAAUACUUGUGAGGUCAACUUCCUAUAAAUGGUUCUCAGCGUGUUAUAUGCUUUACAGUAAUCCAAAAUGGUCAGUUUUGAUCACUAACAGCCCACAGUUUUCAUUAACAGAUUAAUAUGACUAGCAAACCUUGUGCUAUGCAUUCUUCAUGAAUUGCUUCUUGUGCAAGUGGUAAUUUGUAAUAAGGGUUUUGGCUAAUUUUUUUUAUUUUCCCUUUUUCAGCGAUAAAAGUCCCGGAACAGGACUUUCCAGCCAAGAGUGCAGUUUAAAAAAAAGUGCUAGGGUAGUCGGUUGCACAAAAUGACCUAAUAGUGAAAAGAACACUAUUGAACCACAUUAAUAAUAGAGGCAGUAUAUUUGGUGCCUUUUGUUUUGCACUACAAGUUGCAAACAUGAACAAAAUUACAUUAAAAUGGCUGCUGCAGGAAGAGAAACUCACAAGUGUUGAAGAAAUAUUCAAUAAUUUGAUUAACAUUAUGCUUUAUGAUAUAAUACACAAUUUUGAGAUGUUAUGAUAUUCAUAUGUUUCCCAGUUACUUGUUUUUAAUCAGACGUUAUACCUGUGCACUUUGAUCUUUUUUAAUUAUUAGAAAGGUAGAAAAUGCUGGAGUUUGUGGAUAUAACUCUGCCGGUCGUGUCUUUACUUGGUGUGAUAGAGUUCUGCAUCUGCAUGCUGCAGAGGAGUCAAUUAUAUUUUUAACCUGUGCUCAAAUUAUAUUUUUACACACCGGAAUUUGUGCUUCAGCAUUUCCUCCAUUAGAAUUUUUGUUUUGCAUAUGUUAACUGCCACUUCUAAAUCCAGGGUGAUCCAAUUCUGGGGUUUUCUUGUAUAUUAUUCUUAGGAAUAGCUCAAUGUAACAAGGAAAAGAACUUGACUUUUUUUUCUGGUAAUGGUAAUAAGCACUUGAAAAGUAGUAUUACCAACAAAUUCCAGGAUUUCUGAGUUUUAAAUAUCAAGUAUCAUUGACUUAAUAGAAUUUUUUACAAGGCGCCAAAUAAAUUCCAUUUUGGAAUUGUUUCCUUAUUUCUUUUUUUUUUAAAUUGUGCCAAAACUUGGUACAACUAGAAGAAAAAUCUAAAAGAUUGUUUGUUGUGGGGUGUUCUGUUUCCAUGCCUUCAUUUUGUUAAUCCUGCCAGUAGUGCCUUUGAUGAUUUUAAACAGUGUGCUUGUUCCUACAAUUAUGUUUUUGUGAACUAAAAAGUAUUCGGAUUUCAAAAAGAAAGGAUUAAGCAAUAAGUGCAACUGAGAACCCCCCUUUUGCACACAAUUUCCAGUGUAGUCUUAAUUUUACAAAUAAAUUGUAUGAAAUUCUUCUAACUCGAUGAUACUUCUGAAAUGCAGAUUCAUGCAAAUUCAGGGGAUGCUAUUUUGGGAACCAAAUCAAAUGAGUUUGGACUCCUAACAGACAAUAAAUUGUAUUAACACAUUUGUGGUUACAGUACAGAUGACUGUAUCACACGUUAUCUUAGCUUUGGUGAUGGUCGCAAAUAACUGGUAUUGUUAGCAGAUGUGAAAACAUUAAGACAUUAACUUUCCUUACCAGCCGUAUAAUCAUUGUGUAAGUUCAGCAAACAGAAAAUAGAUGCUGCAUCAACAAACUAUAAACCCUGGAAUAAAGUGGUGAGGUUUGUUGAGGACAACUUCUGAUAAAUUGAUCAAAUUUAGAAGUAACUUUAAAUUAAGUGCAAUUUAAAUGAUGAAUUUUACAUUAUUGCAAAAAAUAUUUUCUGUUCGCUGGAAGAAUGGUGUAAUUCUUAUCCUUUUUGUUACAGUAUUGAUCAUAUGCUCAGUAACAUUAAAAAAUGUAUUUCAUGUGGGUAUUUAUUUGAAGCAAUUUUCACAGUACUGUAUUACUACUUACGUGCAUUAUCAUUUAGUGGCAGGUUGGCUUAAACAUAAUGUUAUAUGCAUGUGUGCCAGCCUAGAGACCUUUACACAGAUUUUUUUUUAUACAAUUAAUUGAAGAUUUUUAAAAUGUUUGGAACUAAAGGCUUGAUAGACUUUGGGAAAUAUUGAACAUUGAACUAGCAAACAUAUAAAACCUGACAGAAGGUUUUUUUGUACCAGGAUUAUAUCUGUGUAAAGGUAAUCCUAUUGGCUAUGUCAAUAAAUGUGAUUACCACUAAAA
Stegostoma tigrinum is the source of this 8143-nucleotide messenger RNA. RefSeq names its product protein bicaudal D homolog 2-like. Gene Ontology annotation, biological process: microtubule anchoring at microtubule organizing center; regulation of microtubule cytoskeleton organization; protein localization to organelle. The transcript is spliced from 7 exons. Gene Ontology annotation, cellular component: cytosol; Golgi apparatus. Gene Ontology annotation, molecular function: cytoskeletal adaptor activity; dynein complex binding; dynactin binding. The coding region runs from base 298 to 2817 and encodes 839 amino acids. Lineage: Eukaryota; Metazoa; Chordata; Chondrichthyes; Orectolobiformes; Stegostomatidae. The record is from RefSeq and is a predicted model, not a curated record.